Paramuricea clavata is the source of this 585-nucleotide messenger RNA. Lineage: Eukaryota; Metazoa; Cnidaria; Anthozoa; Malacalcyonacea; Plexauridae. The record is from the annotation of a GenBank genome assembly.
AUGGCUGAAGAAAACGAACAACAUGAUAUCAAUGAAUGUAAUGACGAAGACAACGAGAAUACCCCUGAAAAAAAUGAAAAUGAAAACGAUGUCAUUAACGACACCAUAGCGGAAGUUGUUCAUGACACUGUCAACGACUAUGAAAAUGGUGAAGAGGGGGAAGACGAGGGUUGUGACGAGGGUUGUGACGAGGGUUGUGACGAGGACGAGGAAGACGUCACAUGGUUAAAUGAGAAUACAAAUCAAUCACCCCAGGGUAUUGACGAGGGCGUAUUAAAAACCGCUUUAAAACAAUUAUUAGAAUUAAAUGCAGAUAAUUUACAGAGACGUAAACAAGAACAAUCUAAAUUUAUACCCUCUACAAAACGGUUUUUAACUUUAUCAAUGAAUCAAAAAACUAAACAAAUUACCCCUAGUAUUUCAAGAAAUUUAUCAUAUUUAUGUCGUCAUAUUUUAUCCGGUAAAAUACCUGUAAAUAUAGGUUAUACGGAACGGUGGUUCUCAAACGUCUACUUAAUAAGACUACGCACCCUGCAGAUAUUAAAUGUAUGUUUGUUGAGGAUUUUCGCACACACGCAAUUUUAG